Motacilla alba alba is the source of this 1958-nucleotide messenger RNA. RefSeq names its product chaperonin containing TCP1 subunit 3 (gene CCT3). Bases 79 to 1716 code for a protein of 545 amino acids. The transcript has 14 exons. The record is from RefSeq and is a predicted model, not a curated record. NCBI's taxonomy places the organism in Eukaryota, Metazoa, Chordata, Aves, Passeriformes, Motacillidae. Gene Ontology annotation, biological process: protein folding. Gene Ontology annotation, cellular component: chaperonin-containing T-complex. Gene Ontology annotation, molecular function: ATP hydrolysis activity; ATP binding; ATP-dependent protein folding chaperone.
CGGCGUCACUUCCCAUUGACGGCGGCGGCGGCGGCUCCGCCAGGCUCCAGAAGGUUCCGCCGCGCUCCCGCCGCCGCGAUGAUGGGCCCGCGCCCCGUCCUGGUUCUCAGUCAGAACACCAAACGUGAGUCUGGAAGAAAAGUCCAGACAGGAAACAUCACUGCUGCAAAGACUAUUGCUGACAUCAUCCGAACAUGUUUGGGACCCAGAGCAAUGAUGAAGAUGCUUUUGGACCCCAUGGGUGGGAUUGUGAUGACCAACGAUGGCAAUGCCAUUCUUAGAGAAAUUCAAGUCCAGCAUCCAGCUGCAAAAUCCAUGAUCGAGAUCAGCCGCACUCAGGAUGAAGAAGUUGGGGACGGGACCACAUCUGUCAUUAUUCUUGCUGGAGAGAUGCUCUCUGUUGCUGAACACUUUCUUGAGCAGCAGAUGCACCCAACUGUGAUCAUCUGGGCUUACCGUAAGGCUCUUGAUGACAUGAUCAGUAUUCUGAAGAAAAUUGGCACUCCGGUGGACGUGAACAAUAAAGAAAUGAUGCUUAAAAUAAUUAAGAGUGCCAUAAACACCAAGGCAAUAAACCGCUGGUCUGACUUGGCCUGCAGCAUUGCUCUUGAGGCUGUUAAAACUGUGGAGUUCGAAGAAAAUGGCAGAAAAGAAAUUGAUAUUAAAAAAUACGCAAAAGUAGAAAAGAUUCCAGGUGGUUUCAGUGAAGACUCGUGCGUUUUGCGUGGAAUUAUGGUGAACAAAGACGUGACCCAUCCCAGGAUGCGUCGCCUCAUUAAGAAUCCACGCAUCGUCCUUCUGGAUUGCUCACUGGAGUACAAGAAAGGGGAGAGCCAGACUGACAUCGAAAUUACUCGGGAGGAAGACUUUGCCCGAAUCCUGCAGAUGGAGGAAGAGUACAUUCAGCAGAUGUGUGAGGAUCUGAUAAGAGUCAAGCCAGAUCUGGUCAUCACGGAAAAAGGAGUUUCUGACCUGGCCCAGCACUACCUGAUGAGAGCCAACAUCACCGCCAUCCGCCGGGUGCGGAAGACUGACAACAACCGGAUUGCCAGGGCCUGUGGAGCUCGCAUCGUCAGUCGCACCGAUGAGCUCCGGGAGGAGGAUGUGGGAACCGGUGCCAGGCUCUUCGAAGUGAAAAAAAUAGGAGAUGAGUAUUUUGCUUUCAUCACUGAUUGCAAAGAUCCUAAGGCUUGCACCAUCAUCCUGAGGGGAGCCAGCAAGGAAAUCCUGGCGGAGGUGGAGCGCAACCUGCAGGACGCCAUGCAGGUGUGCCGCAAUGUCCUCAUGGACCCGCAGCUGGUGCCCGGCGGGGGAGCCACCGAAAUGGCCGUUUCCCAUGCGCUGACAGAGAGGUCCAAGGGCAUGACAGGCGUGGAGCAGUGGCCCUACCGUGCAGUGGCCCAGGCUCUGGAAGUCAUUCCCCGGACGCUGAUCCAGAACUGUGGCGCCAGCACAAUCCGUGUUCUGACUUCACUCAGGGCCAAGCACACUCAGGAGGGCAGCCAGACAUGGGGGGUGAAUGGGGAGACUGGAGCCCUGGUUGACAUGAAGGAGCUGGGCAUCUGGGAGCCUUUGGCUGUCAAACUUCAGACCUACAAAACAGCCGUGGAGACUGCAGUCCUCCUCCUCCGCAUUGACGACAUCGUUUCGGGGCACAAAAAGAAGGGUGACAACCAAAGCAAGCAGUCUGCAGCACCAGAGGCAGCCCAGGAGUGAGAGGUUGAGUCUUCACACGGGAGAACCAACUGCCUUGACCUCGACACGGGGAGGAGCUCAAGGAAGUGGCCUGGUCUCAAGGCUGAGCCUGGACAAGUUUGUUUAAAAGUCUCAGAGGGAUGGAAAAUACCCUGGGCAUGGGGAAAAGGCAGUGGCUGUUGGUAACACUGCUCUGCUUCUGGGGUGAGGGUUACUGACUGAAAAUGCUCUUCACCUCAAAAUAAAUACGUUGUUUCAGGCUG